Molecule: messenger RNA, 5332 nt
Organism: Cuscuta epithymum
Lineage: Eukaryota; Viridiplantae; Streptophyta; Magnoliopsida; Solanales; Convolvulaceae
Source: the annotation of a GenBank genome assembly
GGCAGAUGCUUUGAGCCGGAAGAGCUCGUCUGGGGCAUUGAUAACUAAUUUGAGGGCAUUAAGAGCCCAACUGGAGGUAACCAGCGAUGGUGCCUUAUUGGCACGAUUUGAGGUGAGACCCACUUUACUUGAUGAGAUCAAGAAGGGUCAGGAAGCCGACGAAGAACUUAUGAAGGUCCGGGAACGCAUGCAAGCGGGGCCGGUGGAGGAUUUCAGGGAAAGAGAUGAUGGUCUCUUGUUAUUUCGUGACCGAGUGUGUGUACCGUCAGAUGAUGAGCUCCGAAAGUCCAUCUUAGAGGAGGCUCAUUCAUCGGCUUAUGCCAUGCACCCGGGGGGCACGAAAAUGUACCGUGAUUUGAAGGAAAGUUACUGGUGGUCUGGAAUGAAGAGGGAAAUAGCCGAGUACAUCAGUCGGUGCCUUACUUGUCAACAAGUUAAGGCAGAACAUCAGCACCCAGCAGGCUUAUUGCAACCACUUUCCAUUCCUGAAUGGAAGUGGGAACACGUGACUAUGGAUUUCGUGGUAGGUUUACCACGGACAAUCAGGAACUAUGAUGCAGUUUGGGUCGUUGUGGAUAGGCUCACAAAGAGUGCACACUUCUUGCCUAUCAACACUACCUACCCACUUGAGAGGUUAGCCAAAUUGUAUACGGAUGAGAUCGUGAGGCUGCAUGGGGUCCCAGUGACCAUUGUAUCCGAUAGGGACCCACGAUUCACAUCACGUUUUUGGCCGAAAUUUCAGGAGUCUAUGGGAACAAGGUUGAAGUUCAGUACUGCUUUCCACCCACAGACGGAUGGACAGUCUGAAAGAGUCAUACAAAUCUUGGAAGACAUGUUGAGGGCUUGUGCAUUGGAGUUCCAAGGAAGUUGGGACAACCACUUAGCACUUGUGGAGUUUGCUUAUAACAACAGUUAUCAGGCAAGCAUCGGCAUGCCUCCAUACGAGGCAUUGUAUGGGAGGAGGUGUCGUACACCGUUAUGCUGGGACGAGGUUGGCAUGGCCAAACUCGAGGGUACUGAGUUGGUUGAGGUCACCAAAUCAAAGGUGAAAUUGAUUCGAGAGAGACUCAAAGCGGCUCAGGAUAGGCAAAAGAGUUAUGCAGAUAAGCGUCGAAGAACCUUAGAGUUUAAGGUUGAUGACGAGGUAUUCUUGAAAGUUUCUCCUUGGAAAGGAAUCAUUCGAUUUCAAACCCGAGGGAAGCUUAACCCACGGUACAUAGGUCCAUUCAGAAUUAUAGAAAGGAUUGGGGCCGUUGCAUAUCGUCUACAGUUGACUCCUGAGUUAGAGAAGAUACAUACAGUGUUUCACGUAUCCAUGCUUAAGAAGUAUGUGCAUGAUCCCUCUCACGUAUUGGAGAAGCCACCUGUAGAGGUACGUGAGGAUUUGAACUACUCUGUUCAACCUAUCAAGGUCACCGAUAGAAAGGUGAAGAAACUAAGGAGCAAGGAAGUCCCAAUGGUUAAAGUCUUGUGGAAGAGCGAUCGGGUCGAAGAAGAGACAUGGGAAACAGAGGCUUUGAUGAGGAAGCAGUAUGCUUUCCUAUUCGAGUAGAGCUGUGAAUUUCGGGGACGAAAUUCCUGUUAAGGGGGGGUGAACUUGUGACACCGCACCCGAAUUUCCUUGGAAAUUUGAUUUGAAUAUUCAUAGCUUAUGUAUUGGAUUUCCGAUUCCCAAACAUUUUGUAAAACGAUCAAUGUUCUACGUAGUGCAUGGUUGAAUAUCGUACUGUUCAAACUCGUACAUUAGUGUCGGGUUUCGCAAAUACUUACUCGGGACUUAUUAAUAAAUAAAAAAAGCCCAACAUUACCUAAAUAGUGAAAGAAUGAUUAAAGGAGAAUACAAAUGUCUAUAACCCCAUCUUUGGCAUUAUUGAGCUAAAUAAUGGGAGUAGGAUUUUCCUUCUAAAAUAUCCAUCAAGUAAAUUAUUGGGAUGAGCCUACACAUAUUGGAGAUCAAUAAUGUGAUUUAGGAAGUUGACUUGUUCUAAAUAAAUUAGGAUGAGUGCAAAAAGACAUCUUUGACAAAGAUAAAACAAUAGGACCCAUCUUCCCAUUUUUGGAAGUAUUGGUAGAUAUUUUGGACCCCAAAUUUAAUGGGAUCAAUUGGGAACCACUCCACAUGAUAUUAGUACCUGCAAAACAAAUAAAAAUGGGUUAGAAGACCUACCUUGGCCGGCCAUAAUGGAGGGGAGCUGCACAUGACUUGAUAGGAAUCAAAGCUUGGGCCACCAUCCUUAUUUUCGCACAAAUUGGUGUGUUGUUUGUCUCCUCUCAUUAUAGAAGCUAUACUCGACCAAACAACGUGAAUAAUAUGUCCUUGGAUAGCCUUUGAAGUCUAUUAUCUCAAUUGAGUGGUCUUUAUUCGAGGAGAGAAGGCUUAUCUUACAAAAAUCGAGCUGGAACGAGCAGAGGUCUGUGAACUCGAGCUGUGAGAGUGCUGAGACUGUUUGGUCGAUAUCUCGAGUUUUACAAAUCCAAUUAAGGCGUGUGAGAUACCCACAGAAAGCUCUCAAGACGAGGAAUCCGUGAAGGUCUGGUUUGCAGGAAUCGGAGUUGUGGAAGGCUUUCAAAUCGUCCGAGAAAAACGCAACCUCGCAGGAGAGGAUUUAAUCUUCUAAAGAAUCGAGUUAGCCGGAAAACACCCGUUCUAGGGGCUGUUUUCGUAUCAACGAUUAAGGGUUGAACUAGCACUUUAAGGAGGCUGUUUAACACUCAUAUUUGAGCAAGGAAUCAGUCCCAAAUCCACCUUGACCAAAGAUUUGACCGUUGGACCAAGAAGGGAAAGUUUAAAGCUCAAUUGAGGUUGAGGCUAGAGCUUGCUUCCUGUGCUCGUUGCCCGAGUGAUUUCCCCGGAGAGAAGACUUGGUUCGUGCUUCCUCCAUUCAGUUUUAGAACAUUAAUAAACAUGCUCAUGGAUAUUUUACUUUAGAGCCUGCGUGCUCAUGUUUGCCCUGUGUGGCCCUUUGUUUUAAACAAUGUUUUCCGCUGCGUAUUGAAUUGCUUAUUAUGUAUGUUUAUGGAUGACUUAUGUGUGAAUGAUAUUCAUGACGCCUUGUAUAAUAUGAAUGUGUUGGACUGCGGUUGACUAUUCGUAUUGUACGGCGGGUUGUUGACGUGUCCGGGGAGGUCCGGGGCGUGACACCUCAUGGCAGAAAAAGAUCACUGGAUGGAUGAUUCUGAUGAAGAAGAGAAUAUGGCCUUGAUGGCAGUUGUUGAAGAAGAAGAGAAAGAGAAGGAUGCUGAUGAGAAAGGAAAGAUGAAGUCAACCUCUGCUGAGGAAAAGAAGGAGAAAGACAAAGCUGAGGAGAAGAAGAACCUGCCUACCCCAACCAAUGCUGAUGAAAUGACUGCCCUGACUGCUGAAAACAGAAAUGCUGACAAUGAAGUAAGUACCUCUAAUCCAUGUAUUCAUAACUACUCUAGAACAGAUAUGCAUGAUAAAUUUAAGGAGCUAGAGGUGAAUUACAAAAGGUUGUAUGAGGUAUAUAAUCAACUGCGUGAAAAACAGACAUGCUCAAACAUUAAGAUAAUCAAUUCAGAGAAAACAAUCACUAAGCUCACAACUGAGAAUAAGCGACUUAGUGCUAGUGAGAAAGAGCUGACAGAGAAGCUUAGAACAACUGAAAAAGAAAGAAUUAGACUUUUUGGUGUCAAUAACUUGCUGGUGGAAAGAAGGGGUGCCCUUUAUACUAAGAUCAAAGAACUUGAGGAUCUGUUAGCCAAAAGGGACCAAACAGAUCAGACUAUUUUUCUUAACCAGCCUAAGGACACUCGUUUCUAUAACGCCAAAGAAGGCUUGGGUCUGACCAAUCCUCAGAACCUGAAAAAGGUCAACUGUAGACAACACUAUGAUGUUAGAUACAUGAAAAUAGGAUUGACCAAACUCAUGGCCUUCACUGGUGCUGAAGAAACGAAUGCCCUUGAGGAUGAAAAGAGAAAGACAAAGGCUGGUGUUGAGGUUCCUUUUGACUACACAGAGUUAAACAAGAGCUACAAAACCAAAGCACUCCCUUUGACCCCAGCUGAAGAAAUCUUGACCUAUCCUCCUGAAAAGGAAGCUGAGAAAGACGGAGAGGAGGCUUCCACAUCUGAACCAAUUGAGAAACCAGCUUACAUUCCACCGUUGGUGAGAAAGUUUGCUGAGUUAAAAGAUUCUUUUGAAAAGGAAAAGCAGGUUUUAGAAAAAGAAAAGGAUGAACUUUUAAAAGAAAUAACCUCUUUGAAAACCGCCUCUCAGUCUAGCACAGCUUCUCAACCCUCUUCCCCUUCUUGUUCUGAAAACACUUCUGAAAAUUCAAGCGAUAGUUUUAAGACUUCUUCUUCUCACCCCAAGUCUCAUUCUCCGACAGGGAAUGAUGUGAAGAAGAGAGUCGAGAAGAAAGGAGAGUGGAUUGAAGACAAAAUAAGAAGGAAGAAGAGAGAAGAAGAGUCGAGAUUAAGAAAUAAGUGUCAGCGGUCGAGCGCCAUAUUUUAUGUUAAGAAUAAGUCUAGUUCUAGCAUUAGUGAGCCGUCUACUAGUUAUGCUAAGAGAGUGGCUCCUAAGUCUUCUAGUUCUAAGAUUUCUGUCUCGAAUCGUUGUACUAAAUGUGUUUCUCUGGAUUGUGUUAAAUUAAUGAAAUGUUGUUGUUAUAAGUCUGUUUCUUCUUGCAAAGCAAAUGAUCCUGUGAUUGUUAAGAAUGUUGUGAACAAGCCUAAGAUUGAUAGGGUGAAUGUUGAGAGUGAGGUCAAAUUGCCAUUUUUAAGGUAUCCUCUCAAGAUUCACUCAGUCAAACAUCUGAGAAGGCUAUCACGUGAACCAAUUUUGAAAGAUCACUUAUCUGAACAAUCACUUAGGACAAAUGAAAGUUCCCUCGCUCCAAAAAUCAUUCAAAUAAAACAAAAAUGGGUUCCUAAGGCUGAAGCAGAACGAUUAAAAAUGAAAAACUCUUCUCAACCAGCCAGCCUAGGAUCCCAAAUCAAAAAGAAGUUGAAACAUUUGCUCACUGUUGAUAAGGAAGGACCCAUCUGGCGAUGGGUACCUAAGCGAAACUAAUCUGUUUUGCAGGUCAGUCAUGUGUGGCAUCUUGAUUCGGGUUGCUCGUCACACAUGACUGGACAGAUUGAACUACUGAGCAACUAUUCUGAAAGGUUUAGAGGAAAUGUGAGGUUUGGGAACAAUGCUUCAUCGCCCAUACUCGGGAUAGGAGAUGUCAUUUGUGAGAGCGUCACUAUCAGAAAUGUGUCGUAUGUGCAGGGACUGAAGCACAACUUGCUUAGCAUCGGCCAAUUUUGUGAUAAUGGAAUGGAAGUGAGAUUCCAUGCUAGGCAAUGUUGUGUGAUGGAUAUGGGUGGG